GAUAGUUUUCUCUCUCUCUCUCUCCGUUCGUCGCGUGCCGGGGGAAAAAGCCCAAAAGCUCUCUCCGCCGCGCUAACUUGCGCCGGGGGCUCCUCCGGCGAUCGUCGAUCCGCCGCCGCCGCGAUCUUCGAUCUCCCGGGCUCCGGAUUGAGGAGCCGCCGCCGCCGAGUUUUGGCUCGGAGGUUCCUCCUCCGGAGCUUCCGACCUCGUUUCGCGACGCGCGCUCGCGAACCGCUGUUGAGCUGUUCGGAGCUGCUUUUGCCCGGCGUUGCGGUGGAUUCUCUCUUUUUUCUUGUUUGCUUUUUGGUUGCUGGUGUGCGUGAACUGACGGUAGGUGUUGGAUGUUAGCGUGUUUGACGAGGGAUUUCCAGUGAAUAGACUGGUGGGAGAUGAUGUCAUGCGAACGAGAGUAUCAGGAACUGGAACCCUAAGUUUGGCUUUGGUUGGGGCUGUGAAGAGGAGAGUUUCCAUGGAAGUUCUUUAGCAUCGCCCGAGGUUUUCGCCGCCUUUCUUUUUUUGUCGUCUGAAAAGAUAGUGAAACGAGAAAGCGGUUUUUUGGGGUUAGCGCGCGAGAGAGCCUCUUUGUUGAAGCUAUGGAUUGUUUGGAAUUGAAUUUGAACAAAGAGAUUGGCGAUGGCGGCUGCGGCGGCGGCGCUGGGGGAAGUGUUGGGAAUAAUAAUGCUAAUAAGAGUGGUGGGGAAGGAUUCAUCGAUAGGAGCAAAGUGAGGAUCUUGCUGUGCGAUAACGACACGAAGAGUUCGGAAGAGGUUCUUACGCUUCUUUUGAAAUGCGCUUAUCAGGUGACUUCUGUAAGAUCCGCUAGACAGGUCAUUGAUGCUUUAAAUGCUGAAGGGCCUGAUAUAGACAUUAUUCUAGCUGAAGUUGACAUGCCCAUGAACAAAGGCAUGAAGAUGUUAAAAUAUAUUACGAGAGAUAAAGAAUUGAGGCGGAUUCCCGUCAUCAUGAUGUCAGCACAGGAUGAGGUCUCAAUUGUUGUCAAAUGCUUGAGAUUGGGAGCAGCGGACUAUCUUGUGAAGCCAUUGCGCACCAAUGAGUUGUUAAACUUGUGGACACACAUGUGGAGAAGGCGACGCAUGCUCGGACUGGUUGAGAAGAACAUUUUGAGCUACGACUUUGAUCUGAUUGGUUCCGACCCUAGUGAUGCUAACACGAAUAGUACUACUUUGCUUUCUGAUGAUACUGAUGAUAAGUCCCGGAAGAGUGCCAAUCCCGAGAUUGGGCUGUCUGCAACUCAUGAAGACGAGUCUGCCGCUGUUGCUGAGCCCCCACUUAAUGGUGCAGUAAAUUGUCUCCCUGAUGUGCCAGGAAUCAGUGAUCGUCGAACUGGACAAUGUUCCUCUGGUCCUAAGAAGAGUGAACUAAAAAUUGGAGAGUCCUCAGCCUUCUUUACAUACGUUAAAUCGACAAUUGUCAAGAAUACUCCUUCCACAGCUGGACAAGUUGAUGGUUGUGCUUCUGUAGCUUAUCGGAUGGAAGAGAAGGAUCAAGCAGGGGAUGUGCAGGCGGUUUAUGAUCCUCAAGCACAUGAAAAUGGAGAGGCCUGGGAGAAAUCUUCCCUAGGAGAUGACUUUCCAAGUGGGAGUAGUGUUCCAGAUUCUCUGUCUUUGGAACGGUCCUGUACACCGCCAGGGUCAGCUGACUUUCCUCAACAAAGGAACUUCAUGGAAGAACGGGUGCCUCAGAUGCCUAUGCAUGCGAUGAAUGAGCCUCAUGUUGACCUUCCAGGAUUGGCUGCGCAGAGCACAUAUCCAUACUAUGUGCCCGGAGUUGUUAAUCCAGUUACGGUGCAUUCAUCAGUACAAGUGUACCAGAAUAAUCUGCAUGACUUGCAAAACCAUGCUACUUCAGCCAUGUUAACCCGGUACAGUCAUCUUCCUCACUGUCCCCCCCAUGUAAAUGGGAUGGCGUCGUUUCCCUAUUACCCAGUUGGCUUAUGCUUACAACAAGGUCAGAUGUCUUCACCUCAUUCCUGGCCAUCCUUUGGAAGUUCAUCUAUUUCUGAAGCAAACACGAAUAAAGUAGAUAGGCGAGAGGCAGCCCUAAUCAAGUUUAGGCAGAAAAGGAAAGAGCGGUGCUUUGACAAGAAGAUUAGGUAUGUUAACAGGAAACGACUUGCUGAAAGGAGGCCCCGAGUGCGGGGCCAAUUUGUGAGGAAAGUAAAUGGUGUAAAUGUGGAUCUAAAUGGCCAACCUGAGUCUGCUGAUUAUGAUGAGGAUGAAGCAGAGGAUGAGGAUCUCGCUUCGAGGGGUUCUACUCCGGAUGGUGAAGUUUCUUGACAUAAAGGUGAUUUUUAUCUGCAGAACCCAUAAGGAUACAAAAGCUGAGUUGUUUGCUUCUCUUCUCGAUUAGGCCAAGAUCAUACGUAGCAUCAGCUCGGUGUUUUUCGGUGCCAACAUCAGAUUUCGGCACGCGAAAGGUGAUGCAGAUUGCACAAAAGCAGCUUACUGCUGUUCCUCUUCCAAUCCAGGCGUGAACUAUGCACCGUGGCAGCUUCGUCAUUGGCCAAACUAUUCAUCAAACAAAUGGUGCCGCAUCAUAUUGGUUUCCCAUUUGAUCUUUUCGUAGUUUGUUGGAACAGAUACGUUAAAGUUUGGUUCACUGCUUGCGCGCAGUAAUGUUGUUCACAUAAAGAGUGUCGCAUCAGUGGAGCCAAUUUGGGAACAAUGUCCGCCUGGUUGUUGCCUGUGGGAUGUCGUAAUUUGCCGCAAAUUGACCUAUGAAGAGCCCAUCAGAAGUGUUUUACCUUUCCUUGAUCCAUCAAAUUGUAUUCACAUAAGUAUAUUUCCAUGAGUGAAUUUUCCUU
This is a messenger RNA of Syzygium oleosum, 2824 nucleotides long. RefSeq names its product two-component response regulator-like APRR1. Gene Ontology annotation, cellular component: nucleus. The record is from RefSeq and is a predicted model, not a curated record. Gene Ontology annotation, biological process: phosphorelay signal transduction system; cytokinin-activated signaling pathway; regulation of flower development. Gene Ontology annotation, molecular function: protein binding. NCBI's taxonomy places the organism in Eukaryota, Viridiplantae, Streptophyta, Magnoliopsida, Myrtales, Myrtaceae. Bases 594 to 2297 code for a protein of 567 amino acids. The transcript is spliced from 6 exons.